This is a messenger RNA of Bipolaris oryzae ATCC 44560, 1506 nucleotides long. RefSeq lists its product as uncharacterized. The transcript is spliced from 4 exons. The record is from RefSeq and is a predicted model, not a curated record. Bases 1 to 1506 code for a protein of 501 amino acids. Lineage: Eukaryota; Fungi; Ascomycota; Dothideomycetes; Pleosporales; Pleosporaceae.
AUGGAAGAGAAUCGACCAGAACUCUCGCGCAGUCGUGCCUCAUUCAAUCCCGAAGCAGCCACCUUCAGUCCGGCACCGGCCAAAAUUGGAGCAGCAGACAUUGAUACCAAGCUAACUCUCUGCAUGAAACCUCCGCAAAAAUUGGGCGUCCCGGGAAUGUACGAAGAAGAUUCUCCCUUUCGGCCUUCCAGAGAGAUGCGCCCCGACUACCAGGCAUACAGUGGACCGAGUAUCCCACAACUUGCAGACACCCAGUCGGACCAGCUGGAUAUGUCAUUUCCCGAUUUCCAUGAGAUGCUGCAUGCCCUAAGUCAAGCUGAAAACCAAGCGGCACAGAACCCUGGUACUUCGAUGGAAUCCAUCCACACCGCAACGCCCUAUCAGUCACGAUGGGUUUGGCCUACACAGCGCUAUUCGCCCAGCUUCAGCGCCCCAGAAGUCGAAGAGCUUAGCACCAGUCUUGGACUCCCCGGCAUAGCGGGGAAGGGAAAGGCGCGUGCCGACUCAACGGCACGCCCCAGUAAUCUCCCCGACUUCAAAAGUCCUGCUAGCACUAAUCUUCAUGCCCGCUUCCUUAACGCACAGGGUGUCGCAGAUCAUACGGCUAUAGGACCUCAGAAUCUUCAUAGCUAUGGCUUUGGCACGCAACAAGAGCGGGAGAUUGGGGAAGAUCCGCCCACCAGAACUGUACAGCCACCCCCGGGUUUUGCUGGAGAGCGUCCCCGCGAGAUUGUUGAAGAAGAUCAAGCUAGUAGAACUGUACAACCACCUCCUGGAUUUACCGGAGAACGCUCCCGCGAGAUCUUUGCCGAAAAGCGCGGUACCAACUUUGCGGAUAUCCUCGAGCCGCAAGUUGUGACUGCAGGUCCUUCAGCAAUUAGACACCCCCGCCGAUUUAAUGACCUCCAGUCCGCCGUCCAAGCCCUGCAACAGAGGAGCCACACAAACCGCCUGCCGCCCAAUAGAGUCACCCGCCCGCGAGCAGCCACCCGCACCAAGCGUUCCGACCAAGGCCCCGAGCCCUCAUCCGCCGACAUCUACCCAGACGACGCACCCUACCUCUCUACCCGGCGCCCCUCCUACGUGCCGGACCCUGCCCUCGUAUUCCACGGCUACCCCUCGCAUGACCGCGGCUUCAAACCCCAAGACACAACAUCCUGGCCCACACCCGCAGAAGUCUACGCUGAAAACCCCGUCCAAGGUCCCACUCACACCAGUUCCUCCACCAAAAAAGACGUCGAACCGGAAUUCGAUCUCUUCAAAGACCACCACGACCCUACUGACGAUGAUAUCCAUGAUCCCGACGCUGACAUCGAUGCUUUGCUCAGUGCUAUCCCACACCUCUUAGACCUCGACGUGCCGGAGCUGGAGUGCGAUCCGCGUCCGUUGACGCCGGGCCAGAUCGAUGGGUCGCGGUAUGGCAUGCGGUUCCAUGGCAUUGGGCUGGGAGAUAGGUGGAUGGGUCCCGAUUUGAGUGGUGAUCCGAACAUCCAGGUCUCUUGGUGA